AUGGCUGCUUCCCAAACGUCUGUAGUCCGGCGCAGGCGGGUGCGCAGGCGCCGUCAGGACAAGCCUGCUGUGUCGGCGCGCCUAGUGCUGGACGACCACAUCAAGACCGACGUUGGUAUCAUCUCGGAGGACCUCUUUGCCGAGCUGUUCCCUCACCUGGCCGACUCCCGCGACCAGCCCGAUGCGGCCCCCCAAACGCCGUUGCCCCUCCACAUCGCUAUCGCUCCCUGGACGCCGACCAACGCGCCCGACUCUGCGACCUGGUCCAUUGUGCCUGUGACGCUCUCAUCCGCCCUUGCCCCGUCCACGGUCCAGUUCUCUCCCUCGUCGCUGGCCCUCCAGUCCUUUGCCCACACACUCAAGCAGGUGGCGCCAUCGCAGCUGUCUACCCGCAGCCGGUCAGGCAUCGACAUCUCUGUGCUCGAUGUUACCGCCAUCGAGUUGGAUACUGUUUUUGUGAGCCUCGAGGGCGACCUGGCUAAGCGCCUUGAGAAUGGCGAGGGCGUAUUCUUUCGGGAACGGCCUGAUAGCAACAAGCUGAAGGCCCCAGCGGCUGCGCCGACCCCUGAGGCCCGUCUGACCGCUGCCCUGCGUGCCGCACUUUCAACCCUCAAGGUCGUCCAUACCGGCGACCUGUUCCCAUUGCCGCUGCCUCCACAUCCCGUGACACAUGUGCCCCCCAAUCCUGGCAAGAUUACCCUCUGCGAGCCAGUCGCCCAGGGCAUCUUGGGCCCGAACACCAAGAUCAUCGUCUCCCGCGGCCGCGGCUACUCGAAGUAUGAUCGCUCGUCUACUCCUAUUGGCACAGGCCGGGGGGUCGAGGGCGACGAGGGCGAGGACACCGCCAACGACCAAUUCUACUCAGCAGCCGAGGACCGCGCACGAACCGACGCCGCGAACGACACCGACGGGAGCCAGACCGAUUCCGACGAUCAGGUUGAUGGCGUGAACAAUGACGACGACAGCCUGUCCGACGGCUCAGACGACAUAAUCACCCUGCAGACGCCCCCUCUCUCGUCUACCAUUACCAGCGGUAUCGGUACACCCUCCACAAUCGGCCGCGGUCGCAAGACGAACGGCGUCGUGAGCGGCGCUGCCUCCGUCUUCUCCAGCUGGACCGCAAGCACAGCACGUCCAGAUCGGCCCCGCGGCCGUCUGUUCAAGGCGCACGGCUUGGCACAGCCCAUCCCCCCCGAGCUUCUGCACCCGAAACCCGCGCCCGAGGACGACGAAGAGGCCCGCAUCUAUGUCGACACGCGCGACCUCAACCGCAUCGGCUGCUUCUCCGGCGACUGGGUGCGCGUUGAGGCUGCGCAAGAGCCGCCCGCCCAUGGGUUCGGCGCGCUCGGCCUAGGCAGCUUCGAGCAGGACCCCGAUGAAGAAGUCGCCUGGCGUCCGGCGAGGGUCUAUGGCCUACCUGAGGCGUACGCCAGCCGCCCUAUGGCUCGCGUGCCGAGCUCUAAGUACAGUAGUGAUGGUCGGCGUAUGUCCUUCUUUGAAGCGCAGGUCCAGAAGCCCUCGAGCCCGGUUGUCUAUCUCUCGCCAAUCAUGCUGGCGAAUCUGGAUAGCCCCCCGUACCUGCGUCUGUCGCCUAUCAAGCGGCCGGCUCAGGCGCCGGGUGCAGCGGUUAGGGCUGCUAGCGGGUCGCAGGCGAAGUCGUCGUCGGCGCCAGCCCUGCAGCCGCCUUUUGCAAGGGAGGUGAUCCUGCAGCAUGUCCGGACGCCGAUUCCCGUUGAGCGUGACGUGCAGACCGCUGUUAUGGCGGGGCUCAAGUUUUACUUUGAGCGCCGUUUGCGUCUGGUCAAGGCCGGUGACCUGAUCGCCGUGCCUAUCGACACCCAGCUGGGUCGGACGCUGCAGGAGUCGACUGCCGCUGAGGAGCCUGCUGUGGAUGAUGUCCUGGGUCUGAUCGCCAGCAGCAAUGUGGGCAGCGUUCGGCCGGAGAAGAGCGCCAAGUACGACGAAGUCGCCUGGUUCAAGGUCGCCCACGUCACCCCCGUGAAGCAGGAUCUGCCUGAAGGGCAGCAGGAAGAGGAAGAGGACCCCUGGAAUGGGGCCGCCCGCGUAGACAUCUCCAUCGCGCAUCUCGAGCAGAGCGGCUCUGUCACCAGCCGCGUCCCCGGCACCAUGUCCAGCAACUGGCCCUGGUACCUGGGCAUCAAGAAGCUGCCCAAGCAGCAGCCGUCUCAGCAGGCUCGGAGCCCCACGAUGCUCGUUGAGCCUGAACGGCCCUACAUCUCCCCCCUGCGCCGCAAGCUGCGCGAGCUCAUGGCCGCGGCGACCAGCAAGCCUGCUAUCCAUCUCAAGAUGCCACCUGUCGCGAUCCUCCUUGUCUCGACGCAGCGUGCUAUCGGCAAGGCGACUACUGCCACGCAGGCCUGCAUGGACAUCGGCCUGCACACCUUCACCAUCGACGCGUACGACAUCGUCAACGACGUAGGCGGCGGGCCUGGCGGCGGUGGCGACGUUAAGACGGCCGGAUUUCUGACCAGCCGCGCCGAGCGCGCCAUGAGCUGCGGGCCGGACUGCUGCGCGCUGCUGAUCCGGCAUAUCGAAGCCCUGACGGCGGACCGGAUGGUGCAGAGCAUGAAGGAGAUUUUGGCGGAUGCGCGGGUGUUGAUUGCGACGACGACCGAGGUUGAUAAGGUGCCGGAUGGGAUUCGGGCGCUGUUUACCCAUGAGCUGGAGAUGUCGGCUCCGGAUGAGGCUGAGAGAGAGGGCAUUCUGAAGUCGGUUGUCGACGAGAAGGGGCUGACGCUUGAUCCAGAGGUUGAUCUGUCGAGCGUGGCGCUCAAGACGGCUGCGCUCGUGGCGGGCGACUUGGUUGAUGUUGUCGAGAGAGCGUGCGUGGCACAGCGUUCCCGGCUCGAGAAGUUGUCUGCGUCUAAAUCAUCCUCCAAUAACCCCAACCAGCCUGCUCAACCCGUAACCGUCCGCGACGUGCAAGUCGCCGGCGGCCCUGCCGCCAUCGGCCUGACCAAAGCCGACUUCGACGUAGCUGUCGACGCAGCCCGCAAGAACUUCGCUGACGCCAUCGGCGCCCCCAAGAUCCCCAACGUCACGUGGGACGACGUCGGUGGCCUCAACAACGUCAAGGACGCCAUCACCGAGACCAUCCAGCUGCCGCUCGAGCGGCCCGAGUUGUUCGCCAAGGGCAUGAAGAAGCGCUCGGGCAUCUUGUUCUACGGUCCACCCGGUACUGGCAAGACCCUGCUGGCCAAGGCUAUUGCUACGGAAUACAGCCUCAACUUCUUCUCUGUUAAGGGUCCCGAGCUACUCAAUAUGUAUAUUGGUGAGUCCGAGGCGAACGUGCGUCGCGUGUUCCAGCGCGCGAGAGAUGCUCGGCCGUGCGUCGUGUUCUUUGACGAGCUGGACUCUGUCGCGCCGAAGCGUGGUAACCAGGGUGAUAGUGGUGGUGUCAUGGACCGUAUUGUGUCGCAGUUGCUGGCCGAGCUGGAUGGUAUGUCGAGUGGUGAGGACGGUUCGGGCGGCGUGUUUGUCAUUGGUGCGACCAACCGUCCCGAUCUGCUCGACCCUGCGCUGCUGCGUCCGGGCCGUUUCGAUAAGAUGCUUUACUUGGGUGUGUCGGAUACACAUGAGAAGCAGCUCAAAAUAUUGGAGGCGCUUACCAGGAAAUUCACCCUCCACCCCUCGGUCUCCCUCCCUGCCAUUGCCGAACGCCUUCCCUUCACCUACACGGGCGCCGACUUUUACGCGCUGUGCUCCGACGCCAUGCUCAAGGCCGUCACGCGUCAAGCAGCCGCGGUUGACGCCAAAGUGCGGUCCAUCAACGCGUCGCGCGCCGCCCAGGGCCAGCCGCCCAUCUCGACCGCCUACUUCUUUGACCACCACGCGACGCAGGAUGACAUCGCGGUCACGGUCACCGAGCAGGACUUUUUGGAUGCGCAGCGCGAGCUGGUUCCUAGCGUUAGUGCGGGCGAACUGGAACAUUAUGAACGGGUUCGACGGGCGUUUGAGCAAGGGGAAAAGGAGAAGGGUAAACAGCAGCAGCAGCAGGAGGAGGAGGAGGAGGAGGAGGAGGAGAAGAAGAAGAAGAAGAAGAAGAAGAAGGAAUUGAAGGAAGGGAUCACUAUUGAUCUCGGGUCGAUGAAUGGUGGUGUCUCGUCUUCGUCCUCUGUGCCGAGGCUGGUUCUGCCUACGAAUCCUGCCGCGGCGUCUGCUAAGUCGGGGGGUAGCCCGACCUCGGAGAAGUCGACCGGGAGUGUCAAGGGUAAAGGGAAGGCAGUUCCUCCGGCUGUGUUGGCGAUCCGGGAUAAGAGUAAGGGUAAGGCUGCUGCGUCGUCGUCUUCGUUGGGUAGCGAUGAUGAAGAGGAUGAAGUUGGCACCGAGUACACGGAUGCGGAUUCGGAUUACUAUCGUAACAUGGGUGUCGUCAAAGGGCAAGAUAAGGGGAAGGGGAAGGGGAAGGAGGUCGUACCACCGAUUGAGGUUGGCAACGGUGCCCCGUUCCAGGAUGGAGCGGCCGGCGGAGAUGACGAGUUAUAUGAUUAG
Thermochaetoides thermophila DSM 1495 is the source of this 4512-nucleotide messenger RNA. RefSeq names its product putative peroxisome biosynthesis protein. Lineage: Eukaryota; Fungi; Ascomycota; Sordariomycetes; Sordariales; Chaetomiaceae. Gene Ontology annotation, biological process: protein import into peroxisome matrix. The transcript has 3 exons. Gene Ontology annotation, cellular component: cytosol; peroxisomal membrane. Bases 1 to 4512 code for a protein of 1503 amino acids. The record is from RefSeq and is a predicted model, not a curated record. Gene Ontology annotation, molecular function: ATP binding; ATP hydrolysis activity.